GGACAGCACACUAACUAUACUUAUUUGAGUUUAGUGGACCACGCUUAAGGUGGGAUGGGAUAAGCUGUCUUUUUACGCUUUUUGUGAGGAUAAGAAAUGCGGUUAGUUAGCUCAUGCUAACGCAGGAGGAGCAAUGCAGUAAGGUUGACUUUUGUAAGUGUAAUGAAGGAUGGACCCUGUUGUGCUGAGCUACCAGGACAGCUUGCUUCGACGCUCUGACGUGUCGCUGCUGGAAGGACCAAAUUGGCUCAAUGACCAAAUCAUCGGAUUUGCCUUUGAGUACUUGGCUGGUGAGCGCUUUCGAAUCCUGGGGGAGAACAUCAUCUUCAUCAGCCCAGAGGUCACCCAGUUUAUCAAGUGUGCUUCCACCCCAGAGGAAUUAGCCAUGUUCCUUGAGCCUCUGGAUCUGGCCUCACGUCGCUGGGUCUUCCUGGCUGUGAAUGACAACUCCAACCAGACUGCAGGGGGGUCUCAUUGGAGCCUUCUGGUGUAUCACCAUAACUCCAACCACUUUGCUCACUAUGACUCUCAACAUUGCAGCAACUCGCUGCAUGCUCGGCGCAUUGCCAGCAAGUUGGAAACCGUGUUGGGUGCAGGAAGAAAAGCUCUAUUUGUAGAGGAGCCCAGCCCGACACAACAUAACAGUUACGACUGCGGCAUGUAUGUCAUCUGUAUAGCUGAAGCUUUGUGCGAGAAGGCUCAGCAGGAGGGCUCGCCACACCUGCCUGUGCAAACCCUCACCCCAGCCUUUAUCACACAGAAGAGGGCGGAAUGGUGCCUAUUGAUCCAGAGUCUUGCUAAGAGUGACUUAGGCUGCACUCUGUCUUUUCCUUAGCUCACUGAGAGUAGUGUAUUCAGCUGAAGCAAUCAAUGCGCUUCUUAAGUAUAAUAAAACAAAUGAUUUCAAUUAUAUAGUCAUAUGCAUGGAAGAAAGUGACAGUAUUCUGAAUCGUUUGAUGAAUUCAGUUCUGUCAUGCUUAUCUCUCAUGUAAGCAUUGCAACACACAAAAGAAACACAAGUCUGUCAUUAAGACAGGUACAAUAUUUAGACAUAAAUGCUAAGAUACAGGUUGUUUAACAUUAUGAGAACACCAGCAUGCCUGAAAUGAACGUGCUCGCUUGUGCAUAUUUAGACAAGAUGGAGAAGAUGUCAUGUGUCAUUUUGCUCUAUUUUAUGUGUUUGGAGCAAAUGCAGAAACGUUUACACACAUUAUUGCUCAGGGUUUAUUUCAAAUGAACAAGGAUUGACAGCAUGUGAAUCGUAAGGCUGGCUUCGCAUAUUUGCUCGUGUUUGGUUAAAUGCACUUCUUAAUCAAUUCAUCCAUCAAGACUUGGACUUUGUGUGGUGCAGAAUGUUCUGCAGUUGAACAGUGCAUUGUUGAGUGAAUGGAUGAAUUUUAUGUUCUUUAAUAAAGCUCAGUAUCAGUCUAAGAAUUGUUACACUUGUCACAUAUUUAUAAACCGAAUGGACAAUUUGAGUUGCAGUCACAUUACCAAAAAUAAGUCAUUAAUAGCAGAAGCAUGCAUGGAUGAAUGGAUGACCAAAAAUAUUUAAUUAAUAUACUAGCAAAGCCUUCUCUCUACACUUCUCUAAACACUAUCAGAACCACUGACCUACAUUUUCAACUUCAAUUCUAGUAUUUGUUUCAUUUGUAUUAAUGUAUUCCCAACAGUCUGUUAUCU
This is a messenger RNA of Dunckerocampus dactyliophorus (ringed pipefish), 1683 nucleotides long. It is a transcript of the gene senp8, whose product is annotated as SUMO peptidase family member, NEDD8 specific. The coding region runs from base 170 to 835 and encodes 221 amino acids. The record is from RefSeq and is a predicted model, not a curated record. Gene Ontology annotation, molecular function: deNEDDylase activity; cysteine-type peptidase activity. Lineage: Eukaryota; Metazoa; Chordata; Actinopteri; Syngnathiformes; Syngnathidae. The transcript has 2 exons. Gene Ontology annotation, biological process: proteolysis.